Molecule: messenger RNA, 1878 nt
Organism: Varanus komodoensis (Komodo dragon)
Lineage: Eukaryota; Metazoa; Chordata; Lepidosauria; Squamata; Varanidae
Gene: MYL3
Product: myosin light chain 3
Exons: 7
Coding region: 1-594 (197 amino acids)
Cellular component (GO): myosin II complex
Molecular function (GO): calcium ion binding
Source: RefSeq, a predicted model, not a curated record
AUGCCGCCCAAGAAGCCCGAGCCCAAGAAAGCAGAGCCCAAGAAAGAGGAGCCGAAGGCCGCCCCCAAGCCGGCCCCUCCGCCCCCGGAGCCAGAGCCCCCGAAGGAGGUCGAGUUCAACCCAGCCAACAUCAAACUUGAAUUCAAUCAUGACCAGAUUGAAGAAUUUAGGGAAGUCUUCGAGCUCUUCGACAGAACUCCGCAGGGGGAAUUGAAAAUCACAUAUGCCCAGUGUGGUGACGUUUUGAGGGCCUGCGGACAGAACCCCACCCAGGCAGAAGUUCUCAAGGUCCUUGGACGACCCAAACCAGAUGAAAUGAACUCCAAGAUGCUGGACUUUGACACCUUCCUUCCUAUGCUCCAACAUGUUUCCAAGACUAAAGACACGGGCACAUUUGAGGAUUUUGUGGAAGGUCUCCGGGUUUUCGACAAGGAAGGAAAUGGCACUGUCAUGGGAGCUGAACUCCGCCAUGUUUUGGCAACUCUUGGAGAAAGACUGACCGAGGAGGAAGUUGAUAAGCUCAUGGCCGGCCAGGAAGAUUCCAAUGGCUGCAUCAAUUACGAAGCAUUUGUGAAGCACAUUAUGGCAAACUGAAUGUCAGGAUGUUUCAAAAGGAACUGGGCGCUGGAAUGCAUCUGCUGUUUCCAAAAGGAAUAACUGAUUUAAUGCCCUGAAUUGUAUUGUGUUUGUUUCUGGAAUGGGUAUUUUCCCCUCCAUCUUGCCUCCUCUUGUCUGAAUACCCAUGGUGCUUCCUCUGCUUGGAACAGCCCUGCCUACUCCUUUUGCAUCAACCAACUCUCUGCCUUACUCCAACUUCAGCUGCCAUCUGAGUUCUCGCCAUCUUCCUCAACCAUUUGGAAGUCUAUCUUCUCUCCCGUCUUCUCCUCAUCCCCUUCUCAAGACAACCCCACUGAGCCAGAAGGUUGUGACUUAGGGGUUCCAGCAGUACACUGCCGAAUCAGCUUGAAAUUGGAAGUUACCUACCACCAGUAGUAACAGGAUAGUAGUUUACUACUAUGUGUAGUUUCAUAGUAGCUAACUACUAGUAGUCACUAUUAACUGUCUUCAGGGACACAUACACUGAAGGUACACGAACCUUUUGCAACCUUCAGCUGCACUGAAAUCAGGAGAUGUUGCAUAAAGACUGCUAGCUUCAGAAAUACCUUCAGAGACUCGGUAGUUCCCUCUGGUCGCCUUAGCUUGCAAAGAAAUCCAAGUUUCUUUCAGACUUGCUGGAUCAGUGGGUGCCAGGGUACCCCAUAGGCCCAAGUGAGCAGCCCUGGAAAUCAGAGACCCCAGAACAGAGCUUUUGCUGAAAAACCCAGAAGAGAAUUGUGGAAAGGAAGACCUCCACGGCUGUUUCAGUUUGUCUUUUUGGGAAAUGAGGCGAUAGGAAAAGAGACAGUGCCUCUGAGAAUAAGACAUGUGUUGCACUUCCAGGCAGCCUGAUAGGAAAGUGCUGCCCAUUCCAGCCCCUCUGUGUCUCUUCCUACAGGUAGCGGCUGAAACUCCUGAAAGCCACUCUUUGGCCAACGCUUUCCCACCAGGGAUGCUUAGCAGUGCAAGGUGGAUGCUGGGGCACGACUAUACUGCAGACUUGCCCAGUUGUGUCCUGUUCAAUGGGUUACCAUCCAGUUUUACACUGCUAAGAAUGGAAGAGGAAAGCUUGCUUUCAGCUAGUUCCAGCCAGUGGCAUAUUUCCGCCAUCGCUCCAGAAUGGCCGCCCAUGUCUCUCCUCCAACGUGGCAACUCCUUAGUGUAAGAAUGGUAUCUCGACAGAGGCAAAGCAUCAGGACGAAGCGUCGCUUUGUGUCAUCAGCCCAGACGAAACGAUUCCUUCUAGAUGGCUCCAUAUUUAUUGUAGAACUUCUCAUUAAA